This is a messenger RNA of Didymosphaeria variabile, 1353 nucleotides long. RefSeq names its product 3-hydroxyisobutyryl-CoA hydrolase (gene EHD3). The transcript has a single exon. Gene Ontology annotation, biological process: L-valine catabolic process. The record is from RefSeq and is a predicted model, not a curated record. Gene Ontology annotation, cellular component: mitochondrion. Gene Ontology annotation, molecular function: 3-hydroxyisobutyryl-CoA hydrolase activity. NCBI's taxonomy places the organism in Eukaryota, Fungi, Ascomycota, Dothideomycetes, Pleosporales, Didymosphaeriaceae. Bases 1 to 1353 code for a protein of 450 amino acids.
AUGCAGUAUACUUCCCCCUCUGAGGAUCCCGCAUUGAGACCGCAACCAAACGACGACCCCGACGAUGUCAUCUUCACGAACAACUACGGCGUCCGCUCUAUCGAGCUUAACCGGCCGAAGAAGCUCAAUUCCCUCGACGGCUCCAUGGCCCGCAAAAUCAUCCCGCGGCUUCAAGAGUGGGCAAAAUCUGAGUUAGCAGGCGUCGUCGUUAUAAAAGGUUCAGGUCGCGCUUUCUGCGCUGGAGGUGAUGUCGCCGCGCUCGCGAAAUGGAAUCAAGAGGGUCCCGAAGGCCAGAAGCGAAGCUCCGACUACUUCGCCCUCGAAUACAAGCUGGACCAUAUGAUUGCGACCUACACGAAGCCCUACGUAGCCUUCAUGGACGGCAUCACCAUGGGCGGCGGUGUGGGACUGUCCAUCCACGCGCCUUUCCGUAUUGCGACCGAAAACACACUCUUCGCGAUGCCGGAGACCACCAUUGGCUUCUUCCCCGACGUUGGCGCAUCCUUCUUCCUCCCGCGCAUGGAGGGCGCUCUAGGCACCUAUCUCGCACUCACGAGUGAGCAGCUCAAGGGCGUGGACGCCUUCUACCACGGCAUCGCAACGCAUUACAUCCACAGCUCCACUCUACAAGCCCUCGAAUCCCGUCUCGCCGAACUCCAGUUCCCGGAUUAUAUGAGCCUCCAAGACCGCUUCAAGAGAAUCAACGCCACCAUUGAGGAAUACGCUACUGGUCUGCCAGCACCGCGCCCGCAUAUCUCAGGCGCGUUGAGGCAGACGAUCGAUAGGGUGUUCCACCGGGACCAGCCCAGCAUCGAAGCCAUCCUCGACUCUCUCGCCGAAGUCCGUGACCAGAGCCCUUCAAAGGAAAUCAAGACGUGGGCCACCAAGACGCUGGACACGCUGCAGACACGCUCCCCGAUCGCCGUCGCUGUCGCCCUUCAACAGAUGCGUGUCGGUCGUCGCUGGUCCAUCGCCGAGACUUUCCAGAGGGAACACGAUAUCGCUACGCAUUUCAUGGCGCACCCGGAUUUCGUCGAGGGUGUAACGGCGAGGCUCGUUGAGCGCAAGAAAGAGCGCCCGAACUGGAAGCCGAACACGCUCCAGGAGGUUAAGAUGGAGCAGGUGCAUGAGUUCUUCAGCAGGAGCGAGGGCAAGCCGGGGCUAAACCUGCUCAGCUCGGCGAACUACGACGAAUAUCCGCAUGCGUGGAUUGGGCUGCCAAAGGACGAGGAGAUCUGGAGCGAGGCGAGUGGGAAGUCACCUGAGGAUGUUGUUGCGACGUUGUUGGAAAAGUACGAGGGGAAGCAGGGUGUAAGAGAGAAGGUUGCAGAGGCAUUGGAGAGAUUAAGAUAG